Plasmodium vivax (malaria parasite P. vivax) is the source of this 1371-nucleotide messenger RNA. Its product is annotated as variable surface protein Vir6-like. Lineage: Eukaryota; Apicomplexa; Aconoidasida; Haemosporida; Plasmodiidae. The annotation marks the transcript as partial. The transcript is spliced from 3 exons. The record is from RefSeq and is a predicted model, not a curated record.
AUGGCGGGAUGUAAAGAUUAUUCAGGGGACUAUCUUACUUAUGAUUGUUACACUGCAAUAAAAAAUUACUUGAAAAAAAUUAAAGAGUUAUCUACUGUGGGAAAAGAAUACCUGGAUGAAGGUAUUAGUAAAAUGUCCAAUAAACCAGAUGAUAUGACGGAGAUAAAACCAAUUUUUACAGAACUAGCAACUUUUUUUAGAGGAAGUCAUGCUUUUACAACUAUUGGUAAAAUACCAACUUGUAUUUAUGUUAACUACUUGUUAAAUGUUAAACUCAGAAAUUUACACUAUUAUGAUAGUAAAUAUGAAUUUAAAUUUUUCCAAGAUUUUGCGGAUAAAUUUGCUUUAGCAGAAAGCGGUAAUACUAUAAAUUCUUGUAAUCAUGACAUGAAAUACUAUGAUGAAGUUAAAUGGAAUAGAAUUAAAACUUUAUUUACAUUGUAUGAUAAUUUUGAAAAUUUUAUAUCGUCCAUUAAAGAUAAUACUGAUUUUAAAUGUAAUGACAUCAAUUUUUUACGUAAUGAUUUUAAUGUAUUUAUAAAAAAACAUGACGGAGAAGAUGAUAAAUUAAUGGAAAAAUUAAUAAUAUUUAAAGAUUUGCUUGGAAAAAAGGUACUACAGAUUAAUGGUAACUGUCAAAAUGAAAUAAAUUAUUUCCAAUCCCCAACAAAAUAUUUACAGAAAAAGAAUCAAGAACUAGAAAAAGCAGCACAAGUAGCACAAGAAAAACAACAGCGUGCAGAAGAACAACGACGGACAACAGAACAAGUACAAGCACAAGAACGACGGGCAGAAGAACAAGAACGAGCACAACCACAAAUUCACCAAAGAACCUUAUUAACAAAUUCUCCAAAAGGUGAACAAAUACAAACAUUCAAAGAUUUUUCAGGAAGAGAGCUAUUAUUAGAAGCACAGGGGAGGGCACUAGAAAUAUCUCCAUCAAAAAGACAUGAAGGUUCUCAAGGACAUAUAUUUAGAGACACAACACGAUUUACACCAAAACCAUUAAGACAUGACCAAGAAAGUUUGGAAUAUCCAGAAGAAAAAACUGAAGGAGGAAUGCAUCAACCAGAUUAUCGAGGAUCGAAUGCAGCCCCUAAGGAAGGAGGAGUAUCAGGAAUAUUAAGUUCCAUUAGCGGAGUUUUAGGUGACGUUGACCCCGUACCAGUCGUUGGUGUAUCUGGUGGGAUGGGUGCUUUAUUCUUACUUUUUAGGUAUACUCCAAUUGGAGCCUUCUUUAGAGGAGGAAGAGGACGCGUACAUAGAAUUCCCCGUAGUUUCAAUGGACCAUUCCCAGGAGGAUUUCCUGGAUAUGAAGAAUAUGAUGUUGGGCAUAUUGGAUAUGGUCCGAUGAAUCCUCUAGCGGAAUAG